Zerene cesonia (dogface butterfly) is the source of this 1084-nucleotide messenger RNA. RefSeq names its product uroporphyrinogen-III synthase-like (gene Uros1). The transcript has 2 exons. Lineage: Eukaryota; Metazoa; Arthropoda; Insecta; Lepidoptera; Pieridae. Gene Ontology annotation, molecular function: uroporphyrinogen-III synthase activity. Gene Ontology annotation, biological process: uroporphyrinogen III biosynthetic process. The coding region runs from base 238 to 990 and encodes 250 amino acids. The record is from RefSeq and is a predicted model, not a curated record.
GACAACUGACAACAAUCAACAUCUGUAUAUUGUCACUAGGAACAAGGAAGAAAUUGUAAAAACUAAAAACAGGCUAUUAACUAUUCAUUAAUAAACGGAAGGACAAUUUAAUGAUAACAUUUUUGUAAUAAAAUGAUUCUUUUCUUGAAAAUAACGUAGACAUCACGGUCAGCCUUGUUAUGUAGCAAACAACAAAACAAAGAGCAAACAAUUAAUGAUGCAAAUAAAAUUGAAACUAUGAAGAAAGUCGUUUUAUUUAAGAGUUUGUCAGAGGACUAUAAGAAAGCAUUCAGUGACCAUAACUAUGAAGCCAUAUUCGUCGAGCCGUUGGAAUUUGUGUUCAUAAACCUACAAGAGCUUAGUGAAAAACUGCAGCAAAACGAUUAUGAUGGUAUUAUAUUGACAAGCCCGAGGGCUAUUGAAGCUGUAUCCAAGUGUUGGUCACCUUCGAAAUUCGUAAUAUGGAAUACAAAGCGGGUAUACACUGUUGGAGAAGCGAGCAGUCGCAAAAUCAAACAGCUGCUAGGUCUGGAUGCGCUCGGCGAAACAUCAGGCAGUGCAGAAAACUUGGCAAAAGUGAUGAGCUCAGAAAAUGCAGUAUCAAGUAAGUUUCUCUACCCCUGUGGCAACUUGCGUUCUGAGAUCUUACCAAAUGUCCUACAAGGAGCGGGCAUCACGAUUGAUGCUCUAACUGUCUAUGAAACUAAAGAGAAUGAGCAUUUAAGGGAAAGUUUGAUUGACCUAAAUAACAACAUCAACCCGUGUUGUAUGGUGUUCUUCAGUCCCUCCGGGUGUGAGUAUAUUUACAGACAACUGCAGACAUUCAACAACAAGCUCUCUAUAUUACCACAUUUUGCAAUUGGCAACUCAACGGCACAUAAAAUAGAGAACUUAGGAGUAGAAAUAGCAGGAGUAGCGGCCAAACCUAAGGCGGAGAGUGUGAUUGAGUCUGUGCAGCUUUACUUUAGAACUUUGGAAGCAUGUAGUUAAUGGUACAAAUAUUACAUAUAUGGUGUUGGUUAUGUAUAUAAUUUUAUCGACUGUUAUUAUUUUUACUCGAAUAUAAGUUUAUUAAAGUUUUGUA